Messenger RNA from Camponotus floridanus (Florida carpenter ant), 1090 nucleotides. RefSeq names its product polyadenylate-binding protein-interacting protein 2 (gene Paip2). NCBI's taxonomy places the organism in Eukaryota, Metazoa, Arthropoda, Insecta, Hymenoptera, Formicidae. The coding region runs from base 459 to 929 and encodes 156 amino acids. The transcript is spliced from 4 exons. Gene Ontology annotation, molecular function: mRNA regulatory element binding translation repressor activity. Gene Ontology annotation, biological process: negative regulation of translational initiation. Gene Ontology annotation, cellular component: cytoplasm. The record is from RefSeq and is a predicted model, not a curated record.
UAUGCGCGAGAUUCGUGUCGCUCUCCGACGCGGACGUUCCGUUUGUUGACUCUCCACCGUUGGCUUUCAAGGUUGCGUCUCGUUUCGGACACCGCCUCGUACGAAUCAACCCUCACCCUUAGGGACGACAGUGCGCAACAUCGUCGGAUUUUAUCGUGUACCGGAGUCAUGUUUACAAGCAGAGUCGGUUCAAUCGGGUUCCGCGGUUCGUGAUGAUGAUAGAGUUCCGUGUGUUUAUCCAGAUUGCUUGUUUAUUUGUUUGAACAUUAUAUCCUCUUCCCACCUACUCCCCUCUCCCUCACGCGCGUGAUAUAUUUCCGUGACAUGUAAUUAUCUGUCGAUUAUCUCUCGGCGCGAAACGACGAGGAAAGAAUACGAUAUCUCUCUACAAAGAAAAUCGAUUGUAUAUAUACGACGAUAUUGUGAUCGUUUUUAGCACGUCGCUCAACAUACUGGCUAUGAAAAUGAAGAUUCCGAACGGUGGAUCCGGAAGCGGUUAUUACGGCCACGAAACAGGUAUCACUUCUUACAUGGACAAUAACAGCGAUACAGAGCCCGAGGUGCAAGGUAUAGGCGAUGGUGAUUUCUCAGAAUAUCUGUGGAUGGAGAACGAGGAGGAAUUUGAUAAACAGGUACUUCAACAACUGGAGGAGGAAGAAUUGAUGGAGGAGUGUCUAGAAGCAAUGUUAGAAGAAGAGAGACAACACCAGAGGAAUAUGAAUUCUACAGCUUGGUCCACAGCUACUGGCACUUCUGAUAAUAAUGCCGCUGAGCUUUGUCAACAACUUAGCAAUCUGAGAAUGCCCGAUGAUCUCGCUAAACAGAGCACGCUAAAUCCAGACGCAGCUGAAUUUAUUCCAGCAUGCAAAUCAACUGUGGUACCUGUAAGUACAUCGUCAGAAACCACAGUCGCUACAGAACCAUCGUAGAAAUCUUAUGUAUCUCUUUUCUUGUCCCUCCCUGUUUAAGUCACGUAAAAUCGGGCUACACGUAAUGUUUAGAGUUUACUAUUUCUAAUCUGAGACAGUGGUAUAUUAAGUGGAUCGUGUUAGAAGUUCAAUGACUGUGACUGUACGUACAAAGAUAAGGA